Messenger RNA from Acanthopagrus latus (yellowfin seabream), 16591 nucleotides. RefSeq names its product piccolo presynaptic cytomatrix protein a (gene pcloa). NCBI's taxonomy places the organism in Eukaryota, Metazoa, Chordata, Actinopteri, Spariformes, Sparidae. Bases 255 to 12746 code for a protein of 4163 amino acids. Gene Ontology annotation, molecular function: protein binding; metal ion binding; structural constituent of presynaptic active zone. The record is from RefSeq and is a predicted model, not a curated record. Gene Ontology annotation, biological process: presynaptic active zone assembly; protein localization to synapse. The transcript has 28 exons. Gene Ontology annotation, cellular component: GABA-ergic synapse; cytoskeleton of presynaptic active zone; glutamatergic synapse.
CUGUGCUAACUGUGGUGUGCAGCUGCAGAGAUGCGCGACACGGAAAAACAAGGAGAAACGAUGGAGACGGAGAUGGAGAGACAUCACGGCGGAGGAAAAUAGAGAAUACAUCGUCUGAGAUGCUCCGAGACACCGAGGGACGCCGUCUUCUCUGCGCUCUCUGGACAUAAAAGAACCGCGGACGGUGGGGGGGCUCGGAUCCGCGCAUUGAUCCCGAAUUCGGGGGUGGCGGGGGGGGACGGGAGGGGUCGAUCAUGGGGAACGAAGCGAGCCUGGAAGGAGGCGAAGGGCCGCUGUCGGGGCUGCCAGAGGGGCUGGCACCUGACGGGAAGGGCGGCUUCGUACGGGUGCCCGAAGGGACUCCGGUCAACCUGGCCGAGCUGAGCGAGGAGCAGCGGAGGCAGCUCGCCGCGGUGAUGUCAAGGGCGCAAGGCAGGCAGCCCGGAGGCGCAGCGGCUGCACGAAGACCGUCAGAAUCUGAUGCCCAGCAGCGUCCCCAGCAGGUAGGGGCCUCCAGGGGCCCUACAGGUCUCAGUAAGAGCCGCACUGUAGACGCGUUCAACCAGGGUCCACCAGGCAGGCCCACGCCGGGCCGCAGCCCCUCGUCUCUUAGCCUUUUUGAAAACCGAUUCCGGCAGGAGCCAAAAGACCCAGAGACUAAGUCGUCCGGCAUGUUCGGCUCCAGCUUCCUCAGCGGGGCCAACCCGCUCAGCGCCGUGUCAUCUAUGACCUCCUCUGUGUCUUCGUCCAUAUCCUCCAUAGGCGACAAUGUCACCGUGCCCAAGUUUGGACUGUUUGGUGAUGAAGAGGAUGGAGAUGCACCUGAGACCAAGCAGGGAGGAAAGCCACCAGGCAAGGGCCCCCAGCAAGGGCCCGGUCCAAAGGGACCCCAGCAGGGAGGACCACAAAAACAGGGUCAGGGCCCUCCAGGACAGGGUCCAAAGCCAGGACAAGGACCCCCCGGGCAGGGACCCAGGCAAGGUCAGGGACCACCAGGCCAAGGAGCUAAACCAGGCCAGGGUCCACCUGGUCAAGGACCCCCAGGGCAGGGACCCAGGCAAGGUCAGGGACCACCAGGCCAGGGGCCUAAACCAGGCCAGGGUCCCCCUGGUCAAGGACCCCCUGGGCAGGGACCCAGGCAAGGUCAGGGACCACCAGGCCAGGGGCCUAAACCAGGCCAGGGUCCCCCUGGUCAAGGACCGCCUGGGCAGGGACCCAGGCAAGGUCAGGGACCUCCAGGCCAGGGGCCUAAACCAGGCCAGGGUCCCCCUGGCCAAGGACCCCCUGGGCAGGCCCCCAGGCAAGGUCAAGGACCACCAGGUCCAGGUGCCAAACAGGGUGGGCCUCCCCAACAAGGACCUGGGAAGCCUGGACCCAAACAGCAAGGGCCACCAGGCCAUGGGGCUCAUCCUGGAGAGCCAGCUAAAAGUGGAGGGCCUCCUGGUCAGCAGGGGGCUGGGAAGCCUGGAGGUGGACUCUGUCCACUGUGUAAGACCACCCAGCUGAACACUGGAUCUAAGGACCCGCCUAAUUAUAAUAACUGCACGGAGUGUAAGAACCAGGUCUGCAGCCUGUGUGGGUUCAGCCCCCCAGACUCAGCGGGUAAAGAAUGGCUGUGUCUGAACUGCCAGAUGCAGCGAGCGAUGGGAGGUAUGGAUCCCCCUGGCAUGACAAAACCCAAACAAGGUUCAGCCCCACCCUCGCCCCAGAGACAGGCACCUGGCAAGCCUGGCAAGCUACUGAUAAAGCAGCAGAGUACCAGCGACCAAGGGCUGACGCCUCCAACCACACCAAGGCAGAAAUCCCCGGGUGUUAGCUCCCCUGGACCGCUCUCCCCAGGCUCCUCAAUGGGAGGCUCCCCCAAAAUUGACCCCAAGACAGGACGCCCCAUUCAGGCGAAGUCCAGUCCCCAGGCAUCUCCGGCUAAAGCCAAACAGGAGUCCAGCUUCUUUGGCGGGUUGGGAGGUAUCAGUCUGGGAGGCUUAACAGAAACGGCCAAGCCUUCACAAGCUGCUGAGUCCGUUACGGGGAAACUAUUCGGCGGGUUCGGCGGUUUGAUGGAAUCGUCAAAGCCUCAAGCUCAGGCCGCGCCAAAGCAGGAGGAGUCAGUGGCUGGGAAGUUGUUUGGAGGUUUCGGAGGGUUGACAGAAUCAGCAAAACCUCCUGCUGCUGCCUCUCAGAUGUUCAGCUUUGGUUCGUCACUCUUGAGCUCAGCUACUAAUAUCGUUACCGGAGAGGACGAUAAGGCUUCUCCACCAGGGUCGCCGCCAGACUCCCCUGCUGACUCCGGGCCAGGUUCCCCUCCGGACUCAGGUCCCGGCUCGCCACCUGACUCCCCCUUCUCUGCUCCUGGGUCUCCUCCUGAUUCGGACUCUGCUCCUGACACCCCGCCGGCUAGGUCCAGGAAACCCCUUAGAACCAUUUCCGUGGAGAAGGAAGAGAAGGCCCCGGCAGCCAAACCUGCACCUGCACCUGCACCUGCCGCAGCAUCAGCAGCCAAGGAAAGCUGCCCUCUCUGUAAUGUGGACCUAAACGUUGGAUCAGCAGACACGCCCAACUACAGCCUUUGCACCGAGUGCAAGAAGAAAGUGUGUAAUCUGUGUGGAUUUAAUCCGACUCCCCACCUAGGAGAGAAAGAAUGGCUUUGCCUCAACUGUCAGACCCAAAGAGCCAUGUCAGGCCAGCUGGGAGACAUGCCUCCACCAGCCAUGGCUUCCCCGAAGAAGCAACCACCCUCUCCUGCUCCUGUUCCUGCUCCUGCUCCCUCCUCCACCCCUGCCCCCACUGCUGUAGAUAGCAAACCUGUAGUAGAAGCAGCAGACCCAACCCCAGCAGCACCUGAUGCCAAGGUGAAAAAGGUAGAGACCUUGAAAGAGCCUGGAGACAAAGAAGUGGCUGCCAAGGAUGGCAGUCCCACCAGCCCAUCAGACCUAGCAAAGUUGGAAAGCACUGUUCUUCCCAUUCUUGAGGCCCAGGCUAGCACGCAACCAAAGGAUGAGGAGAAACUAACAGACACUCUAAAGACCAGACGUAAAUUAGAGGUGCUACCUCUCUCACCGGACUCACCUAGCUCAGAGGAGGACAGAGAACUUUCUGAGAAGAACGCCAAAGGUACCACAAAGAAAAAGCUCCUUGUGCCCAUGGAUGUCAGAGCAGAUUCCCUCGAUGAUAGCAGUGAAAGCUUUGGAAAAGAGAGCCCAAUGUCGGGGGAUGAUGAAGAUUUUAUCAGAAAACAGAUCAUGGAAAUGAGUGAGAACGAGGAUGCUUCCCCGUCCGAUGAGGAAAAUGUAAUUCGGCGAAAGAUCAGGGAGGAUGAGAAGAAAAAAAUGGAACAGAAGAAAACAGAGUCUGUAGAGAGGAGCACAUCUGGUAAAGCUAGGAGGCUUACUAAGAAAAGCACUAUAAGUCCAGAUGAUGAAGGAGAAAAGCAACUCAGAGACUCAUUGGAUAAACCUGAUCUAGACAAAGAGGAAGGAUCAGAAGCAAAAGAAGAGGAACGUCAAACUGGUACUGCAGUUCGUAAAUUCCAAACUAUGGAGCUGAAUGCAACCAGCAGCCCUAUGCGUAUACCUAAUGAUGAUGGAGAGCCUGAAAUGGAAAGCCUUACUGACUCCCCAGAUGAUCGGUCAAGAGGUGAGGGGUCAUCCAGUCUACAUGCAUCCAGCUUCACUCCUGGGACAUCCCCAACAUCCCUGUCAUCACUGGAUGAAGACAGUGACAGCAGUAGUCCCGGACAUAUCCGUUCUGGUGAGGGUAAACAACACAGGAAAGCCAAACACAGACAACCUGGUCAAAUGCUGCCAACUAUUGAAGACUCUUCUGAAGAAGAAGAGUUACGGGAAGAAGAGGAGCUCCUCAGGGAGCAAGAAAAACAGAAGGGCUCAGGAAAAAAAUCCAAGAAAGACAAAGAUGAAAUUCGAGCCCAGAGGAGGCGAGACAAUACAAAGACACCACCAAGCAACCUGUCACCCAUUGAAGAUGCCUCACCAACUGAGGAACUCAGGCAAGAAGCUGAAAUGGAGGAGAUUAGACGAUCGUCCUGCUCUGAUUUCUCCCCUAGUAUUGAUUCAGAUCCUGAAGGGUUUGAAAUACAUGCUGCAAAGAUUGCAGCGGUUCAGAAAACAUAUCAACUGCCUACAUCGGUAUCUCUUCACUCCCCAACAGAUGAUCAAAAUAGUGAUAAAAAACAGAGAAGAACUCUCAAAUCCGCUGAUGAGGCUUAUGAGGAAAUAAUGCUGAGGGCUACAUCUCCAACAGUUGACAAAGGUGAGAUUCAACCUGGAAAAGAGUCCCUGUAUGGAGGCAUGCUCAUUGAAGACUAUGCCUAUGCAUCUCUUAUUGACAAUUCAACAGGGGAUUUGGGGGAGCCAGAGAAGAUUGCUGUUCCUGCUCAGCCGAAAACGCUGAGAUCACCAGAUGAAGUCUAUGAAGACAUGAUAAAAAAGAGGAAAGAAUUCAUGAAGCUGGAGCAGGAAUAUCAAAAUAUGCAGCCAAAAAAAGAAAACACUAACCCAGAAAUUGUCUUAGAACCUGCUGAGAACAUUGUCUCCAAAAGCAGUACAGUUACAUAUGGCAAAGAUGGGAAGCCUUUGUUGGAUGCUGAAACUGCCUAUGAGGAGCUAAUGAAAAGAGUGCUGACUCCUGGAACAAGUCCAACUCAGCUGGAGCCAAAUGUGGAAGCCACUGCAUCUAGAAGGGCACUCCACCCCAUCCCAGACUUAAGGGUGACACAGUGCUCUUCAGGAGAACUGUCUUCUGAUGACGAGACAAUGAGUAAAAAGGGAGAGGAGAGAACUGCAGUAUCAGAUACGAUACCAUCUACAGAAACUGAUGCUGGGACAGUCUGUUCUGAGUAUCCCACCUCAUCCAUAUCAGAUCAGCAACCUCACACCACAGUAACAGCAUCACAGGCUGAUGUUGUGGACUUAUCUAGUGCACUCCCAAGAACAUCAGCCCAUGCGAUUGCUAAUGUAUCACCCUUGCCCACAGUUCCCCAGUACACACCAAGCAUUCCUAGCGUAGUGUCAACUGCCCCACCUGUGCCCCCCAAGCCAAGUGUCCCACGUAGAGCUAAUUCUCAGGAAAUAGAAGAAGUACCUGUUGCACCACCACUGCCUCCUCCGACUCCACCAAAACCUACUGUUUUUCCCAGGAAACCUCCAGUCCCACUUCCCCCUCAGGCUUCAGCCACUCCAAUCAAACCAGAGACUGCAGCCCAAGGAGCACCUACAAGACCAGCAGUUACACCAAUGUACAAACCUCAUGCCCCCCCUCCUGUUCCCCCAAAGCCAUCCAUUCCUGCUGGGAUUGGGGACAGCAGACCAGGACAUGGUGUGAAACCACCAAUCGCACCAAAACCUGGCUCACAGCCUUCCUCACCUGCCCAUGCCCCACACCCACCAAGACCGUCUGUACUUCCCACUGGUCCUGCUGACAUAGCCCUGAAUCUGAGCCCUUCUUCUGAGAGCAAGCCAUUUCAACCCUCACCAAAGUCUCCUUCUUCUCCAAGAUAUGCCAGCAAUCUUCGUGACACAUAUGUGGUCAUCACACUGCCGUCUCAGCCUAGCUCUCCAGUAGACAGUGUCUCAACUCAAGCUCCCUCUAGCCCUGGCCCAGCAUCACCUUUGCGCCAAGCUCAGCCACAAGCUCAGCCCCAAGCUCAGCCCCAAAGUUACUACCAACCACAGCCUCAAACUCAGCCAUAUCUACAGCAGCAUCCACAAACAACCCCUCCCCAAACAACCAGGGUGCCUCUGGCAUUCACUCGUGUCACAGAAUCCAUUGAAAGUCAAGAGAUUUGUGGCCCAGAAAAACACGUGUCUAGUUCUUGUCACAUAAUUGAAGCCAUAUCCGCAUCAGCACAGCCUGUGGUUAUGCCUAAUCUCAUCUCUCAACUGGUCACUACAGAAGUUCAAAGGACCAUGGUUUCUGUUGUUCAUGAAAGGACACCACCGCCAGUGCCAGCUCCAAGGGCAAAUGGUGUCCCAAUCUCGAUGGAGAAACCUAAGCCCCAAUUGCCAGCACAGAAUGGACAGGCCCUUCAAGCAUCUGAGGUGGUAGAUCUUAGGACUAUGAAAGUGGAUGCAGGAUCAGACCUGAAUGGUGUGGACCUGUCUGCUGGCCCAGACCCAAGACGACAGUCCUUUGCAACUGAUGUCAGUCGUCAGAACAGUGCAGUUCAGUCAUCUGUGGUCAACCUCAGUGCUGAAUCAUCCACUGUAUCUAUAGUGACUGAUAGCAUCACCAUUGUGACCUGUUCUGCCACAAUACAGCAAUGUGACAAUGCUGAUAUCGCUCAAGUUUCUUCAGUCCCCCUUCAGCUAACAAAAAAUAAAUCAUUUGAGCCUCUUUCUCAAAUUAUAUAUCGCCCUAUUGAUUCUCAGCCUUCCACUAAUAUUGGUACAGAGAUCCCUAUUAACCUGUCUGUUGGAUCAGGCACAGGUGGAGGAACUUUCCAGACUGCCCCUGUCACUAUUGCACCUGCUUCUAUUUCAAGUGUGGCCAAUGGAUUAACUACAGGUACACCAACAGUGGCAGGAGCUGUUGACCUUACCACAACAAAACCAUUCAAUACUGUGGUAUCAGUCGAUGCUGCUUCUGCAGAAGUAGCCACAGCUGUGAUCAAAGAUGAUGAUGGCAAACCAGUGGAUCUGACAGCAGGAAAAAGAGCUGUAUGCUGUGAUGUUGUAUACAAGCUCCCAUUUGCAGGAAGCUGCACGACUCAGCAACCUACCACACCCCUGCCUGAAGACCGUUUUGGUUAUCGUGAUGACCAUUACCAGUAUGACCGAUCACCUUAUGGAAUGAGAGGUUUUGGUGGAAUAAAACCCUCAAUGUCAGACACUAACCUAGCAGAAGCUGGCCUGUUCUUUUACAAGAGUAAGAACAGCUAUAAUUUCAGUGGUACCACAGAUGGUGCGGUAGAUCUUACCUCUGCAAAGAUUUCUGAUGCAGGUGAAGCUGUUGACUACUCCAAGAAAGGGGCUUACGCAGGAAUGACAAUUCCACCCUAUUCCCAAGCCAGAGUCACAACUGCUGUUGGUACACUCUUUGGUACAAGCAGCGUUUUGAGAUCAUCAAAUGGGGUGGUAUAUUCUUCUGUUGCAGCACCAAUACCAUCUACAUAUGCCAUUACUACCCAACCCGGGUCCAUCUUUAGUACAACAUACAACACCCUGUCAGGUAUGCAUACCAGCGACACCAUGCCUUCCCUGUCCAACCUUCAGAACUUACCACUCACACGGUCGCACAGUUUCCUGUCAACUAUCUCCACUGAUGCAACAGAAGAGCAAGGCGAUGCCCCACUCAAUCUGGAGAUCUCUAGAGGCAGUACUACAGCUGCCCAAGCCCCCAGAGCUACAGCUUCUUUAUCCCUUGACACCUACACCGAUGCAUCCCUGGAAGCCAUAGCUGCUUCACUAGAGGCUCUGUCUUCACCCAUGGUUCCUGGGGAUGGCCAGUAUCAGGCAGAACGUGAGCGGCUAGAGAUGGAGAAACUCAAGCAACAACGCCUGGCAGAGGAAUUAGAGUGGGAGCGCCAGGAGAUUCAGCGGUUCCGUGAGCAUGAACAGCUCCUGGUCCAGAAAGAACUGGAGGAGCUGCAGUCCAUGAAGCAGCAAAUCUUGAACCAACAGGAAGAGGAAAGACAGGCUCACCUUAUGAUGCAGAAAGAAACUUAUGCCCAGCAACAGCAGCAGCUUGAGCAGAUUCAGAGACUGCAAGAGCAACUGCGCCUUCAACUGGAAGAGCAAAAGCUUCGUCAGAUGUACCCAGGUGGGGACAUACCAGGGCAUGGAGUGCAGGAGGCAAUUGUCUUGGGACCUGAUGGCACAGUGUUGUCCCGAAAGAUAACGGAUAGUGGGUGCCAGACAGAUGAAGAGGAUGAGGCAGUCAGCAAAGCCUACACAGCAGGGAGAAAAAAGAGAAGUGCUAAAAAGAGUGUUGACAGUUGUGUGCAGACUGAUGAUGAGGAUCAAGAUGAAUGGGAGGCUCAGACGAGAAGCCGACAAAGCCGGCCACGCACUGCCAGAGGUGAUAGGAGUGGGCAGUCAGAGAUGUCUCUUCAAGCCCACACUGAGAUUUCUAUACAAACAGAUACAGAUGGGAACAUUAGAAUGGACACCAGGAUGGAGCUGUCUGAUUCUGAAAGGACAUCACCAAAGAAAAGACCUACCCCCUUAGAGAUAGGCCAGUCUCCUAACCUCAAAGUUGAUUCCUCUACACUUCAUGCUCCUAAAUCUCCCAAAGUGCUCUAUUCCCCCAUAUCCCCCUGUAUAUCCCCAAGCAAAUCCCUUGAGUUUGUGUCCUAUGAGAAAUCACUGGGUGAUACAAGCCCACAAAAGCUAAGAGGAAGCGAGGACCCAUUAAAAGCCUCUCCAGGAAGUCCCAGAGGGCCAAAAGCCAUGCAGAGAUCCAUGUCUGACCCUAAGCCCAUGAGUCCAACAGGAGAGGAUAAGGCAACAUCUGGCACCCAGUAUGGGGAUAGCUAUACUGGCAAAGGCUCAGGUGGCACACCAACAGGCACUCAGAAGAAAGUGAAGAGGACUCUCCCCAAUCCACCAUCAGAGGAUGAGUCGACAACCACUGGCCAAACAGCAUACAGCACUGGUUCUGCACGCCGAAGAAUGUGCCGCAAUUCCAACAUGGCACGUGCCAAGAUCCUACAAGAUAUUGAUCGAGAGCUAGAUCUUGUGGAACGGGAGUCCUCCAAACUCCGCAAAAGACAAGCAGAGUUAGAUGAGGAAGAGAAAGAGAUUGAUGCCAAACUAAGGUAUUUGGAGAUGGGCAUUAAUCGGCGAAAAGAUGUGCUAUUGAAGGAGAGAGAAAAGAGGGAAAGGGCCUACUUGCAGAGCGUUGCUGAGGACAGGGACUACAUGUCAGACAGUGAGGUUAGUAACAUCCGAGAGACUAGAGGUGGGCGUGGAGAUGGCGAGGAUGAGGAGAUUGAAGGUCAUGGUCUCGAGCGUCCUAGGACAGCUCCACAGUCAGAACUGGAUGACUUUGUCCCACCGCAAACCAAGCAUGAUUAUGGAAAAUACUCAUACCAGUACCCUCAAAGCCAAUACCAGCAGUCACUGUACCAGACUCCUCAGGCCUACCAGUCUCAUUCUCUCUAUUCCUCAGUCCCUUCGCUGACUAGCUCCCAGCAGCAGAGUUACCACCAGAUGCUUCUGUUGCAACAAAAAGCAGCCAGACAAGCAGCCCUUCUCUCAGAGUUAGAUGCAACUAAAUAUGAUGUCAUUAGCCGCCAACCUGAUCCCACAUCAUCAGCUUAUCUGGGAGUAAAGUAUGACAAAUAUGGCAACCACCUUGACCUCAGAGCCUUGGAGGUGGGAAGUCUAGCACGUAGCCCCAUGUCAACUGUCUCUGAUUCCUAUUACACAGAUGUAGAUCACCAUACACCUCGGAGUUACAUGUUGCUGGAAGAUGCUGCAGAACUGGCUAAAAGCUCCACAGGUCUGUCUUCAUCUUAUAGUUUGGCUGAAAGAGAGCUGGCCAAGGCAGAGAAGCUGCUGCGCAGGAGUGCUGCCGAUCUGGGGUCUACUGACUAUCUGGGAUCUACCUCUAGACUCCAUACGUAUGGAAAAACCCCUGAUGAAGAGGAUGCAAUGGAGGAACCGUAUGAGCUUAAACUCCUGAAGCAGCAGCUGAAGCAAGAAUUUAGGAGAAGUACUGGUGGGACAGAAAACCUAGAACAGUUGACAGGUCUCUCCUCCCAGCACUACUACACUCCCAGCUCUGGUGUCUCUAGUUACUCCCAAAGACACUAUCCAAAGACAGAUAAGUACAGUAUCAGUCGUCUUACUCUAGAGAAGCAGGCAGCUAAAAAUCUCCCAGCAUCCAUGUUGUACCAAAAACACAAAACUCCUUUGUUAGAUCCGAAGAUCUCCUCUAAGUAUCCCUCUAUUACAGACACCAGAGGUUUGGAGACAGACUACACCAGCUAUCUUGGUUCUACUAGUGCAUCUACAAGGACCAGCCGGCUCUCACAGGACGAGAUUACCUUUGGCCUUCGUAAGAAUAUUGCAGAGCAGCAAAAAUAUCUGGGGUCCACCUUGGGUGCCAACUUGGCUGGGUCUCUGAACUUGGGCCAGAGCUUAGGUUUGGACUCUGCCUAUCCAAGUGGUAGUCGCUCAAGACCCUCAUCCAGGCCCACAUCAUGCUAUGGUCUGGACUUGUCUAUCAAAAGGGAUCCUUCCAGCUCUUCACUGAGGCUUAAAGGAGACGGUGAAGCAUCUGGAGAUGUACCAAGCUACCAAACACCCUCUGGUCGCACCAAACCAACAAGCCUUCCCAUCGUGCAAAGCGGACGUGGCCGAAUACCCAUAGUGGCCCAGAACUCGGAGGAAGAAAGCCCCCUGAGUCCUGUGGGGCAGCCUAUGGGCAUGGCCCGGGCAUCAGCAGGACCUCUGCCACCCAUCUCUGCUGAUUCAAGGGACCAGUUUGGUUCCUGUCUGUCCUUGCAAGACUCCCAGCAACAGCAACAUAUCAGGGAAGAACCAACCAGGGGUAGGGGUUAUGUGCUGAUGGAUGACCUUCAGGGCACCAUGUCAGAUAGUGAAGCGCUAAGUGAUUCCCUGAUGGCUUUGAACAGAGACGAUGCAACCAAUGCCUACCACCUUAGACGAGAGGAGACCGACUGGUUUGACAAACCUAGGGACGGACGGUCAGAGAACGGACAAGAGAAGAGACAGGGAAAAGGCCCGUACUACCCCUUCCCUCACCUCAGGGUCAAACUGCAGAGGGAUCCCAAAGACCGCAGUGUCUCAGGAAAUGGUCUGGGUAUCCGUGUGGUCGGAGGGAAAGAGGUGCCCGGCUCUAAUGGAGACAUUGGGGCCUACGUUGCCAAAGUCCUGCCUGGUGGAGCUGCCGAACAAACAGGAAAGAUUUUAGAAGGAAUGCAAGUCCUGGAGUGGAAUGGUGUUCUUCUGACGGGGAAAACCUACGAAGAGGUUCAGGGGCUCGUCGGACAGCCGUGUAAUGAGGCGGAAGUGUGCGUCAGACUGGAUCUCAACAUGCUGGCUGAGUCUGAAGGAUCCGACCACCUGGAUUUCCAGGAGCACAGCAAAAGUGACAGACCUCCCAGGUCUCCGGGCGUUGACCCCAAGCAGCUGGCGGCUGAGCUGCAAAAGGUGUCCCAGCAGCAGGGUCCCUCCUCCACCUCCUCCUUGCCUGCCACCACCUCAGCGACCUCCAGCCCUGGUCAGCCAGGAUCGCCCUCCGUCAGCAAGAAACGCCACAGCAGCAAGACUGCAGAGGGAACAAAGAUCCAGUCCCACCCCAUCUCCGGAGAAAUACAGCUUCAAAUUCACUACGACAAGCAGCUCGGCAACUUGAUCGUUCAUGUCCUGCAGGCCAGAAACCUUGUCCCGCGUGACAACAAUGGCUACUCUGACCCAUUUGUUAAAGUUUAUCUUCUACCAGGGAGAGGUCAGGUCAUGGUUGUCCAGAACGCCAGUGCUGAAAACAAGAGGAGAUCCAAACAUGCGGGCAAGAGUAUCAACCCUGAGUGGAACCAGACUGUCAUCUAUAAAAACAUCCUCCUGGAGCAAUUGAGGAAGAAGACCCUGGAAGUGACCGUGUGGGACUACGAUAAAGGCUCCUCUAACGAUUUCUUAGGAGAGGUCCUCAUAGACCUGUCCAACACAGCCCAGCUGGACAAUGUCCCGCGGUGGCUCCCCCUGAAGGAGCAGAGCGAGGGGGACCACCACCGGCGCUCCCACUCAGGCCAGGGCCGACACGGUUCCUCUAAACCCUCCUCCCAGCACUCCUCCCCCAAAACCACCGGCUCCGCGCACGACAAUCAGGACUCCCCCAAAUCGUCCGUCAUCAAGAGCCGAAGCCACGGGAUCUUUCCAGACCCGGCCAAGGACACGCAGGUGCCCACUAUCGAGAAAUCUCACAGUAGCCCUGGCACAUCGAAGCCUUCCCCGUCCGAGGGCCAGAGCCAAAGCCACAGCCACGGACACAGCCAACACUCUCGCUCGCACGGCUCUUCACGCUCCAGCAAAAGCGCUGCACGGCAACACCAUCAGGACAGCGGCGCAGGAAGCGGCAGAGGCACUGCCAUAGCAGCGGGCGAUGCCCCACAGCAGUCGCAGCAACGCCUCCAACCAACUCGGUCGAGCUACAGAUCCAGCGACGCCCCGGUCACGGCUGCCUCGCUGGACAGCGGCCUGAGCGGCAGCGCCUACAGCCUGUUGGAUGAAGACGGAGAGAUGAACGAGGUGGACAGUGCCAUCUUCCAGGUGCCCAGAUUUGGAAAGAUCCCAAACGGCACAGACGUGAUGAAAUCAUCAAUGGGACACGGUGACAUUGAAGGUAAGUCCCAGGUAAUGGGGGAGAUAAAGAUCGCCCUGAAGAAGGAGGUGAAGACGGAGGGUGAGCAACUGGUCCUUGAGAUUCUACAAUGUCGCAACAUCACCUACAAGUUCAAGAGUCCAGACCACCUGCCUGAUCUCUAUGUGAAGCUCUAUGUGGUGAACAUCGCCACCCAGAAGAGGAUCAUCAAGAAGAAGACCAGAGUGUGUCGUCAUGACCGCGAGCCGUCGUUUAACGAAACCUUCCGCUUCUGUAUGAACCCCACGGGACACUCUCUACAGCUGUUCCUGGUGUCCAAUGGCGGCAAGUUUGUGAAGAAGACCCUGAUUGGGGAGGCUUAUGUGUGGCUGGACAAAGUCGACCUACGCAAGCGAGUCGUGAGCUGGCACAAACUGCUCGCCAGCACCGCCCAGAUCCACUCAUAGAAGGAGGCUCAAUCUGAAAGGAAAAAAAAACACACUAAACCUGAGAGGACGCGAGGAGGUUUCUGACAUCUUGGGACACUUGGGUUCAACAUCUGUAACACUGAUCCACUCCUGUCAGGCGGGGGGGAGGGUGGUUUGUGUGUGUGCAAGGGAGGCAAAAUAUCUCUUUCUUCGAUCUUUCUUUCAGGGCGAAUAGUUUUCAGAGGAUGCUUUCGUUGGUAAGCGCGGUUCUGAUGAUGAUUUCUGUCAUGCAGGAGGGAGUCUGGAGGAAGCAGUAAUGUGUUUACAGGGAGCGAACACAAGUUUACAGGACAUACAGUGUACAGUAGUGUAGCCAGGCUGAGGCUGAGGGGAACACGGAGUUCAGAGGUCAAGCGUGGAAUCAACCAGGUAUUACACACUUUAAUUCAUGAUACACACACUCGCAUACACGACAAGUUUGCACACAGUCAUUCACAGCAGAAGAGAAAUUUUAAUUCUACAGGGAAUGGACACACUCGUAGAUUUAUUUAGAUGUUUUAUCCAUGAAAUUGCUUUAUUAUGACCGCAGAGUUUUAUUGAUUUACAAAGCAUUUUGGGAAAAAGAAAUACUGAAGACUCCACCUAAGGAGGGCUCUUAUUUAUUUUUGUAUUAUGAUAUUAGCGUAGAGUUCUAUCAUUUGUCUUCUCCUCAAUUAUUUAAGUGCUUAAGAAUCUAUCCUGGGAAGGACGCAUAGUAUAUUUUAUAAACACACUACCUAGCAUUCCAAUUCAGGAGGAAAAAAAAAAUCUCAGCAAGCAUGACUUCAUUCACUCCGGACCCCAUCUUUUUUCUCGAGUUCUAUCAAAUUAUUGUUUGAUAAAGGAUCUAUAUUGAUAUAUAUAUCAGAUUGGACACUAUAUAUUGUGCGCAUGAGUCUAUUUGGUAUGCAGUGCCACAUGUUCUGCACCGAUUUAAAAAAAAAAAAAAAAAAACACCUCAAAGGUUCACUUUGUAUAUAGUGAAGUGUCAUAGCUGGACAUGAAUUAUAACAUAUAUAGAUAGAUAUAUAGAUAUCUUUAUCACAGACAAUCCAGUCUUGAUGAUUGUGACAUAGAGUUUUUAUUUAUCCACGACGCCCCUUAGAAUGUGACACGUUCACCACAUGAGAUUUUGAAGUAUUUCCUGUUUUUUUUUUUUUUCUUUGUGAGAUCCCGAGCAGUCUUGUAUCGUAGUCAACUCGCCAACGCACGCUUUUCGUGGUAUUUUGCACUUUUUUCUGCUUAGAAUGUAAAACUGACUUCACAGUCUGGCUGAAAAGGGGAGAUUUGCUUUCUUUUUUUUUCCAAAUGGGAGGGAGUAGAGAGGUAGAGAGACACAAUAUCAGGAGAUACUGAAGCGAACAAAAAAGAUCAGAUCCAUGACAAAGCACUAUUACCACUCUGAGAUACAAUAAUGCUAUUGCAGUAGCAUGCUGACUUGUUUUUUCAACAUACUUGUGUUACAAUUCAUUGUUGCAUCUUGAGGAAGGUCAUGCUGUGUGUUUGAGAGGCAGGUUAAUUCAGCAUUUUCAAACAAACUUCCUGGUGAAACUUAAUAUCUGAGGGAUUUCUAUGCAACCUCUACAGUCUAACAGGUGGUAACUGCAUCUUGACUUGCCAGAAAUGUGACACUUUGCGGAAGAGAACACAUUAGCAUCCGAUUCUCCUUGUGUUUUCAUGUCCUCCAUGAAAUGGUUAUUGCUUUAAUGUCAAUUUUUUUUAAUUUUAUUUAAGGUCUUCUUUUGUAUUGCUAUAAGAAUCUUUAUUUAUUGCCUGUGAGACUUUUUCAUAUUUGUUUACAGUACAUAUCAGUUGUACAUAAAAAAGGGUUGAUACUUUUGUUUUUUAUACACAAUGUAGUGCUUGUUUACACGGUUUAGAGGGCCUGAAACUCAGAGAACCAACAUUUUUGCCCUUGUGCACUGACACACACUCACAUAUUGAAAAUAACAUGCACAUACCCCGAACUUCACCUGGUUAUGAGUCAGUAUCAUCGAAAAUAACAUCUUCUAAUGCACCCCCCCCCCCCCUGAAUAGUUUCCUUUUUGCAGUGUAUGUUCGAGAAAUGACCAAAAAAGAAGACAACAUUGUAAUCAGUGAACCUGAAUUUACCUGACAUUAUCGUAGUUUUGAGGUCACUGUGUGUUUUUGUUUGCCUUAUUUUUUAUACACAUGUGCUCGUGUGCGUGUAGCAUCUUCAUACCAGGCCCAUGCAUGCCAUUGGCUGUAAUGCAUAUCUCUUCUUUUAAGUGUUGUCUGUCAAAAAAAAUUAACAACUUUAAAAUCUCUCGUAACACACACAAGAAACACACACACAAACACAGACACGCAGAUGCCAUCUCUCUAUUUCCAACCUUGUAAAUACAAAGCUUUUUUAUACUGGAGUUUGGGGAGCAAUAGGUCUUUUAGCAGACAAAUAACGGUAUGUGAUCAUAGCAGUAAAAGGAAGUUGUUUUUCUUUCGAUCAAUGUACAGUGGAAGUGACUUCACGUCUGCCUAUAGGGACCCAGAUUUACCCGACCCUUUACACCAAACACUAAAGGUUUACCAGAGUCUAACUACACCCGAGUCUAUCUUAACAGCUCAAGCAGUUGCAGGAGAAUUUAAAUGUGCUCACACUGGAUGUUGCAUGUUUUGUUGGUGGUUCAUACUAUUUUUGUGUCCAGAUAUUAUUAAAGAUUAAAAAAAAAACAAAAAAAAAACACGAAGAGUGAGGUAGAGGAAGAUAUAGAACAAAAUGUUAUAGAAAGAGGAAAUUAUGAAGAAAUCCUAUUCAAAUUAUUGAUGACGUAUGCUGACUGUACAAAGAUUAUGCUUGUAAAACCUGUCUGGUUUUCCACUUGUAAGUAAACAGAUAAAAAAAACAAUAAAAUCUACUGUCAUGGUUUUGUGAUUGUAUACAGGAGGUAUUGAUAAAUUAUGCAAAUUGUGCUGUAAAAAUGGCUGUUGCCCCAUGUCUAAAUAUUAAAUAUCAGUACAAAUGAGGUGUUGUUGUGGUUUGACUUUGUCAUACACUGCAUUGUGUAAAUAGUGUUGAUUCUGACACAAUUUAUUGAUUCUGACACAGUUUUAUUUUGAAAACUCACAGCUUCCACAGGUGGUCUCAUAUAAUUUCAUAGCAAUGAUAUGAAGUAUCAGCUUAAGACCACAAGAUGGCACCACAUGCUUUCUCUUUGAGCAUGUCCAAAGACUUCUAAGUCCAUGGUAGCAUCCUUACAGGUGCCUGCACAGAUGUUGGUACACAUGCACAGAUGUGUUUUCAUUCACUCUUUGUUUAGAGAAUCAGUAGAGGCCUGCUGUUUGCUUUGACUUGUGAAAAUACAAAAGCUUAAAAUGAUUAAUUAGAAAACGUGACGGGAGUGGGAGGGCAUUUUAACUGACUAAAUUAGCACGGCUAAAAUAAAAAGGCGUCAAUAGAAAUGUCUGCCUGGUUUCUAGAAGCGGACAGUGGACAGCUCGUGCAUCACAGUAUAAAAGACAAUGCGGACGCGCUGACGUAAUCGGUAUCUGGCUAACUGGCUUCACCGGCCGCACUUCCGGUUUCGUGCCCGUUUAACUUGAGGGGGGACAAAACGAUUUAAAGAAAAUCUCAUGAACUUAAGAGCAUUAUCCAUGAGGUGUGUCUGCAGCGCCUCCAUAACACAGGAGAGGACGGAUUAAGUGUGGCAGCACCUGCUGGGCGGUGACUCUGCAGCUGCAGCUACAAACCACCUGCUUCUGCCUUCUGAGUGUUUUAAAAUGAGUCAGGGAGAUAUGUUUCUUAUAAACACACAUCACCUCAACACCUUAGACAACUUUUGAAUCAAACAUAAUAAAGAUUAUUACCCCCCCGCUUUUUAAAUCAA